This is a messenger RNA of Volvox carteri f. nagariensis, 666 nucleotides long. RefSeq lists its product as uncharacterized. Lineage: Eukaryota; Viridiplantae; Chlorophyta; Chlorophyceae; Chlamydomonadales; Volvocaceae. The annotation marks the transcript as partial. Gene Ontology annotation, molecular function: RNA binding; pseudouridine synthase activity. The record is from RefSeq and is a predicted model, not a curated record. The transcript is spliced from 4 exons. Gene Ontology annotation, biological process: pseudouridine synthesis. Gene Ontology annotation, cellular component: nucleus.
CAGGUGACGGCGGCGUGUGAGGCGGUGGCGCGGACGGGCUUCAUUAACUAUUUUGGUCUGCAGCGCUUCGGCACUGGCGGAGCUCCCACCCACGAGGUGGGCCGCGCGCUGCUCCGCUGCGAGUACGAAAACGCCGUACGCCUUGUACUGACAGGCCGAUCGGACGAACGGCCGGAGAUUGCGGCGGCGCGGCGGCUGUUCUUCGAGGAGGGCGACGCCCAGGGUGCUUUGCGCGGCAUCCCGAACUACAUGCUGGGGGAGCGUGCCGUACUGGGCGCCCUUGUGCGGCAGGGCGCCACGGCCUGGUCUGCCGCCAUGCGUGCCGUACCCCGCACGCUGCGGAUGAUGUACUUGCAUGCCUGGCAAAGCCACGUCUGGAAUCUAGCUGCAAGUCACCGGUGGGCCCGAGGGGGGUUGCCCGGCGUCACGACCUCAGCGGCUAAGCGGUUGUCGUUGGUGCGAUUGGUGACGGACGCUGACGUGGCAGCUGGGCGCUACAGCGUCUUUGAUGUCGUGCUACCGUUGCCGGGCACGGAGGUGGAGUAUCCCGCACACGAGACCGGCGAAUGGAUUCGAAAGGUGAUUGGAUUGGAUUGGCCCUGGGAUGAUGUGCUGUGCUGCGUGGCACCCCUUGGGGGAGGGAGUUGUCCGCGGCCUGUCUCUUGA